Spathaspora passalidarum NRRL Y-27907 is the source of this 3921-nucleotide messenger RNA. RefSeq lists its product as uncharacterized. Bases 1 to 3921 code for a protein of 1306 amino acids. The record is from RefSeq and is a predicted model, not a curated record. Gene Ontology annotation, molecular function: protein binding. Lineage: Eukaryota; Fungi; Ascomycota; Pichiomycetes; Serinales; Debaryomycetaceae. The transcript has a single exon.
AUGAACAAUACAUACAAUAGAGUCACUAGAAAAGAUCAGCCACAACUUGAACAAAGAUCUCUGCCUAUCCCGCACCAAGCUACGAUUGAUAUACCAUUAUAUCCAACUCCGCAAAAGAGACAGAAUAGUUUAUCUGCAUACAUGGUGAGUAAUUCCAAUAAAAGAACUCCCAAUCCUUUGCAGACCCCGUUGGGCAUGCAAACUGCAAAUACAAAGGAUUAUCCCUUCAAUACGUCUACUACAGGAAUAUCGAACCCACUACCAACCCAAGCACAAGGACAACCUGCUAGGUUCACUCGUACACAGCCUACAUCAACGAAUGUUCGCAAGCAACAGCCACACCAACACCUUCACAAAACACCAACACCAUCUCCAUAUGAGGUUCCAUCCAGUCCGAAUGUUAAUCAUUUAUCUCAUUUAACCCAGCAAAAUCACUCAGAUCUGUCUGACUCAAAUGCAGUAUUGGAUCUGGCCCAUCCGGAAACCAGUAGUGAUGUGAAAUAUUUACCUCAGAGGGUCUCUUCACGAGAACAGCGACAGCAACCAUCACCACCACAGUAUCAUCAAUCUCCAACUCAAACUCAAAAGGGACAAGUACAACAACCCUUAGACCAGCAAACUUCCCAACAGCAACAACAGCAACAAAGAGCUAUGUCAGAUGAAGAACAACAACUUGCUACCAAGCUUAAAGAGACUUAUAAGAACAUUGUCAAUUUUGAAGAAAUUGUUCAAAAGAAUUGCAUUGAAAUCACCAUCAAGAUUAAUCAAAUUACAAGUAAUUCCAACAAUCCAACUAGUUUAGUUUAUGGAAGUUCUCCUAUGUUAAAUCAACAAAUGUCGAACUCAUUAGUAUCAAAUACAUCUUCGACGAGUCGUACUUCGGAAUUGCUGAAUGAUCUAUGGACAGUUUAUCAUCACAAUAUCACUUUGUUGGACAAUUAUUACGAUUUCUUGGUCACUUCCUUAAAACCCUCGUCUAACCAAACUCAAUUCAAAACCGGGAAGAACAUUGUGGAACUUUAUAAAAUCCCAAGAAGAAUGUGGGUUUACGGUAUAGUUGGAUUUCUCGAAGUUUUAAAGAACAUAAUGGGGAUUUUCCAAGAUCACGAAAUUUGUCUGUGUUUUAUAUCAUAUUGUUUUAAUAUCAUUUCCAAUUUAACUGAUCCCAUUUUAGAAAUGGAGGGUUGGUGGCUGGAAAAGUUGGGAGAUUUAUCACGAAUGGCCAUUGCAUUAUAUGCUUCAAAAUUUAUAGAUUGGAAAAUAAGUGCUGAAUACUGGUAUUCGAUAGCAAUGAAGACACUUUAUGGGCAUGGAAAGAUUUAUUAUCACAUGUGUACCGUCCAACAAGAUAAUUUGGAUGCAUUAGUCAAUAUUGGUAAGUCGGUCAUUUGUCGUGAUCCAUUUGUUCCAACCCAGCACUAUUUGAGAUUAGUGGUUGAGAAUAUCUGUACUCAGCGAAAUAUUUUAUCAUUAUUGGAAUUACCUAUUAUUGAUUUCAUAAAGAUUCAUAAGGUUUUACUCAGUAUAUACACCAAUAGAAGCAAUGACUCCAAUAACAACACAAACAACAAUAAUGGAGAGAUUCUUGAUUCUCAAGUACAAUAUGGAAUUGAUUUAGUGACUAGAUAUGGAUUAACGUUUGGAUCCGAUUCAAAUGGUUACAACUUCUUUACUCGGGAAAUGUAUACUCCAAGUGGAACAGCCACAGAUGCCCACCAACAGAAUCACAUUCCACAGCACCCAUAUCUUCAGCAUCAACAACCACAUGCUCAGCUUCAAACACAACAUCAUCAACCUAGUGCUUCCAAUACGAUUGAAAAGAUGAAUUUCUGGUUCAACAAAGGUUCAUUAUUUGCCAUUGCCAAUAUUAACCAUUUGAUUGGAUUUGGAGAUGCUAAGAAUCCAUUUGCUAAAUUGUUUGAAUUACCAGAGGCAUUGAAGGAACGCAAGGAUAAGAAGGAUAGAAAGAAAAAGUCAAGAACUUCAUCUACGACCCAGAUUGAAGAUAUCAAUGCUGGAACAACUUCCAAUGGUGGUGGUUCAGGGGGUACAGCCGCUGCUUCCGCUAGUGCCGCGCCAAAUGCAAGUGGUGGUGUCGAUGGCCAAUCAAUCACUGCAUCCGAUUUAUCCGUUGACGAUUGGUUCUACUGUUUGCAAUUCAUCAAUAAAUCAGUAUUGGAAUUGUCGAUCAGGAUCUUGAAUCAUUAUUUGGUUGGUCCCAAGCAAGCAUCUACUGGGCAUGUCAUUGUGUGGUUAUACUUUUUGAUCAGUAUUGGUGAAGCCACGAAAAAAUACCCUACUUCGCAGCCUAUGUUUCAGUGGUUGUUGCGUAGAUUAUUCCCUUGGGAGCUGCUCUUGAAUUAUUUGAAUUCAUUAUUGGGCAUUGUCAAGAAUAAUCCAAAAUUGUGUACCAUGUACACUAAUUAUCUCCAGUUGAAUUAUAUCCAGCAUUUCAAUGAAAACGAGUUCCUUCCUGAAGUGUGGAAAUGUUGGGGUACUCUUUGGUUUGACUUUAUUUGUGAAAAGGGAGAUUAUGCCUACUUGGAUGAAGCUGGGGUUAAGAAUAACACUUUGUUUGACUUGCCCGUGUGUGGAAUCUAUCCUGUCAUCAAUAACAAUAUGUCGAGUUCUGGAUCAGCGACCGGAGCAACUGAUGUUAAUUUUGACCAGAAGCUGAGAAACCAAAUGGAGAAUGACAAUGAUGAACGAAUUAUCAGAAUAAUCUUGUUGGCUAGGACCCUUGCUGAUGAGUAUGACUUUGGAUUGGUUCGUACUAGUGAAGAAUUCAAAUUUGAUAUGCAAAUAUAUGAGUCUCGAGACAUGGUGUCCCAUGAUAACCACAACUACGUGUAUAUUGAGGACUUUAUGUUGAGUGAUGGUAGAUUGGUUCAGAAUAAUUUCAUCCAACCAAUAUCCAUAGAGAACUUGACUACUGAGAUUAAUAGCAAUUUAACCUCGUCACAAAAGGAUGAAUUGUGGUUUGGUGAUUCGCAUUUGUAUGAUGAUGAAAAUAUUGAAAUUGGAGAAGAGAUUAUUGAUGAUGAUGAUGACGACGAGGAAGAGGAUGAAGAAAUCGAAGGUGAAGUCGACGAAGAAGAUGACGACUAUCGCUCACCACGUCAACCACAGACAAACUCAUUCAGUCAAUAUCAACAACAACCACAACAAAGAGACUAUUAUCAGGAUAGCUUUAUCGGUACUCCAACCGACCCAAUGUCAUUAGGUGAUAUGAUUCAUGGAAGCGAAGAUGGUGAUAUUGAAGGUAAUUUCGGAGAUAAGAUAGAUACAAAUAUAACAUACAUUACAUUGGAUACAAACAUUUGGUUAAAGCAUUGUGGUAGAAUAUUCAAAUGUGUGAGAAAUGGUGUUUUUAAAGUAUCGAUUCCAUUGAUUGUGUUUCAAGAGUUGAGAGCAUUGAGAAAAUCAGCCGAGGCAACCAUUGCCGAUGCAGCUACUAGAUCAGUUAUCAUUGUCCGUGAAUUGUACUUUGCCCGAGAGAUACUUCCAUUACGAUUUGAUGGAACUAUCGCCAGUGAUAUCAAUGAAACUACAGAAUUUGAGAAUAACUCAAAUUGGAGAUCUAAUGUUGAUGAAACGAUUCUUAAUUCCGUACAUGAACAUGAUGCUAUUGGUAAGAGAUUAAUGACUGGUUUGAAUUUACGGUUAGCUGGUAGACCAACGCAAGAUUUGUAUCUGACAAGAAUUAAUAGAAGAGGAUCAAGCGUGAGUGGAGGAGUCUACGACAGCCAAGCACCAGUGGUUUUGAAUUCGAAAAUGGCCAAAUCGUUCAAGUAUUGUAUUUUGAUCACGGAUGAUCGAAACAUGAGGUUGAGAGCAAAGACAAUCGGAGUGACUUCAUUCCAAAGUAAAUGGUUGUUUGGACAAUUGGAAACGAUAUUUCCUCAUCUUUGUAUUGAUUAG